This is a messenger RNA of Pelagomonas calceolata, 1433 nucleotides long. Lineage: Eukaryota; Pelagophyceae; Pelagomonadales; Pelagomonadaceae. The record is from the annotation of a GenBank genome assembly.
GUCUCAUUUAGCAGAUACACGUGCACUUAUGGUGCAGCGGUUGCGAGCUGCAAACAGUCGCCGGCAGCCCCGCAUGACGGCUGCGCACUGAACCGGAGGGCAGCCAUGCGGUGGCUCGUAGCAUACCUCAUCACUUCCACAAGCGGGUUCACGGCGCCGGCGUACUGCAACCGGAGCUUUCUAGAAGUCACGGAGGCAAAACCGGUCGAAGCGAAGCGCUACGCCGUCGUGCUGAACCGCCACUGCUACCGCGGCUUCAGCGGUAUUGACUAUAGGAACAAGGAUUCGUACGUCGGAACACAACGAGCCGUGGACAUGCAGCUCGCGCUGAUAAAUAGCGUUCUGGGGAACGUGGUUCUGCCCCUCGAGCACCUCGGUUUUGAUGUCGACGUGUUCCUGGUCGCGCACGACCCGUCACCGCACAACGCGACAAAAUCCGCCGAGCUCUGGGAUUUGUUGAUCAGGGCCUUCGGCGGCCGCGUCGUCGCCACGAAGCAAUUACAUGGAUUGGGCCACGGCGGCGGCCGCGACCUCGGCCAGGGCACGGCCAUGGUCGAGACGUUCCGGCUGCUUGAAAAGCACAGUAUCAAACUCGCGUCGCAGAACUACUUCGGGGGCUCCGAGUCGCACGCGUCUCCCUAUAGAGCUGUGCUCAUCAACCGCUUCGACGUCGCCUUCACGGAUCGCCUGGGCCCCGCCGACCGAGCGGAUCUAGAUAAGACGGGGUAUCCCACGGACGCGGCGCACUAACGCGUUGUGGUCCGCGAAACGCCCCUCCUUCGUCAUGAACAUGAUCGCGUCGAUCCCCGGCUGGUUAUUAGGAUGCUACUUCUCGCACGCGCUCCACUCGCCGGACAUGGCGCGCGACGAGUGGUGGACCGACAAGGAUGGAAGGUUUUGGCACCCCAUGAUACUCGAAGACGAGCUGAAGCGGAACAAUAAAUGGUGGGGCCUGGCGAAGAACCCUUUUCCGACCCGGGACGGCUUCUUCAUCUACCGCGGGCCCUACGGCAUCUCGCACCACGAUGGGGGCAAAUUUAUUUGUAGGUGGCUGCGGGAGUACUACGGGGGGCCGUCGUGCGGCGUGACGUACGUCGCGGGCGACACGUGCGCCCACGCGCGGAACUCGACGCCCGCGCUGAAGGCCCUCUACAAGCUAGCGCCAGAGGAGGACGCGGCCCGGGCGGAGGAGCUCGGGAAGCUCGUGGCAAGAAGACCAGAGUGGAAUCUAGAGCCGAGGCCGGACGAGGCCGUCCCUCCAACGCUCGAGGCGUUCCUGGCCGCCGUCGCGUGCGGCGAGGGCGAGGCGGACACUAUCCGGGAUCAGUCCGCGAAGGAUGGGUUCCUCGAGGGCACGUCAAUCCAAUGAAGAAAAAGAAAGAAAGAAAGAGAGAAAGUGCGUGAAGCCCCAAUGUGAUAAGAUUGUAGAGUGA